Molecule: messenger RNA, 2013 nt
Organism: Trichechus manatus latirostris (Florida manatee)
Lineage: Eukaryota; Metazoa; Chordata; Mammalia; Sirenia; Trichechidae
Gene: NT5C3B
Product: 5'-nucleotidase, cytosolic IIIB
Exons: 8
Coding region: 343-1221 (292 amino acids)
Cellular component (GO): cytoplasm
Molecular function (GO): magnesium ion binding; 5'-nucleotidase activity
Source: RefSeq, a predicted model, not a curated record
GGCUGAAGGCGACGCCUGCGCAGUCCGGCCACGGUGGUGGUCGUCCCGGCGCCGCAGAGCAGGCCGCAAGCGCGAUGGCUGACGAGGUGAGGCGGGGAGAAGCGUCCGGCGUGGGGCGGGCCCCGACCCCCGGGGCGCUCCGAAGCCCCCAGCGGGCCGUCUCGGCCCCAGCGCGCCACCCCGGCCUGUAGCCGCCUCAGGCCUGGCCGGAGCCCUCCGCCCGCUCGCGCACCCCAGCGCGGCCUCGCAGGGGUGCUCGAGAGAGCUCCGGGCUCCCCAUUGGGCCCAGCCGGGUGCCGGGGUCAGCGGUUCUCUCGGGUCUCGGGACAGGUGAGCACCCUGAUGAAGUCCACAGUCCUGAUGCGGAAGCCCGGGCGGGUGCAGGAGAUCGUGGGCGCCCUCCGCAGGGGCGGGGGAGACCGGUUGCAGGUAAUUUCUGAUUUUGACAUGACCUUGAGCAGGUUUGCAUAUAAUGGAAAGCGGUGUCCUUCUUCUCACAAUAUUCUGGAUAACAGCAGGAUCAUUAGUGAAGAGUGCCAGAAAGAGCUAAAGGUGCUGCUUCACCACUAUUACCCAAUUGAGAUCGACCCAAACCGGACCACCAGAGAGAAGAUACCUCAUAUGGUAGAAUGGUGGACCAAAGCUCAUAAUCUCCUGUGUCAGCAGAAAAUUCAGAAGUUUCAGAUCGCCCAGAUAGUGAGAGAGUCCAAUGCAAUGCUUAGGGAGGGAUACAAGAUGUUCUUCAACACACUCUACCAUAACAACAUUCCCCUUUUCAUCUUUUCCGCGGGCAUCGGUGAUAUCCUGGAAGAAAUUAUGCGACAGAUGAAAGUUUUCCACCCCAACGUCCAUAUUGUGUCUAACUACAUGGAUUUUGAUGAAAACGGUUUUCUACAGGGAUUCAAGGGCCAGCUCAUUCACACAUACAACAAGAACAGCUCUGUGUGUGAGAACUCCAGUUACUUCCAGCAGUGUCAGGGCAAAACCAACAUCCUCCUGCUUGGAGACUCCAUGGGAGACCUCACUAUGGCCGAUGGGGUUCCAGGUGUGCAGAACAUUCUCAAGAUUGGCUUCCUAAAUGACAAGGUGGAGGAGCGGCGGGAGCACUACGUGGACUCCUAUGACAUCGUGCUGGAGAAGGACGAGACACUGGAUGUGGUCAACGGGCUGCUGCAGGACAUCCUGCACCAGGGGGACCGGAUGGAGAUGCAGGGCUCCUGAAUGCACAGGCUGGGGCUGGCCCACGGGCCAUGAGGAGGAAGGGGCACCUCACAUGAGGCAGCUCAAGCAUUGCUCCUGCCUGUGUGUCUGGCUGUUGCUGCUGGGCCUAUGCCCCUCCUCCCUCCCUUCCCCUAGCACCUUCCACUGUGUUCACCAGACUUAGGGGAGAACCUGCCAGGUGGGAGGGCAGCAAAAGCUUUGUAAAUGAACCCUGAGCCUACAGGAUGUUAGCACUCUACUGCAGAGGCGUGUCUGUAUCUAAGGUAUGGCAGGUAUGGCAUGUGCCCUGGGUGCCACUUGAAGGGGGAGGGAAGGGGGACGUGUCGCUCCACUGUGCAGUUUCUAUUAACCUGGUAUGGCCCAGUGUCAAGCAUGGUAGACACAGGCAUAGUGAAGUGGGGGCCUAGAGGGUGGGGGGGCACUUGCCCGCAAGUCCAAGGGCGUACCAGACGAGGCUUAGAGUGAGAUUCCCAGGUACCGCAAAUAUGAAAAGGUCCCAUGGAGACAGCCAGACAAGAGGGGAUAAGGUGUUUCUGCUGAUGCAUCACCGCUGUCAGCAUCUGCUCAUCUUGAGAUUGGGAGGGAGCGCCUUGGAUGCUCGUUGGGGGCCUGCAGGGACGAAAUCUGAGUGCUUGCCAUGGGUGCUAUUUUCCGUAGAUAUGCCUCUGUGAGGGAUCAUCUAGUCCAGGAAUUUUUGUUUUUUACGAAAUUUUUAAACAUUGGAACUUAUUCUUCAGACAACUCUUAACAUGUGAAACGGAUCAAAAUAAAAAAAUUAGAAAAGAGCUGUUC